This is a messenger RNA of Manduca sexta (tobacco hornworm), 8720 nucleotides long. RefSeq names its product atrophin-1. The record is from RefSeq and is a predicted model, not a curated record. Lineage: Eukaryota; Metazoa; Arthropoda; Insecta; Lepidoptera; Sphingidae. Gene Ontology annotation, molecular function: RNA polymerase II complex binding. Gene Ontology annotation, biological process: mRNA 3'-end processing. Bases 396 to 2729 code for a protein of 777 amino acids. Gene Ontology annotation, cellular component: RNA polymerase II, holoenzyme. The transcript has 15 exons.
UAUGGAAAAAUUCAAUGGCAGCCAUAUUUGCUAGGAAAUGGCGGCUGUUUUCUUGGGAAAUGUAUUUCCGUGUUAAUUAUUUUUAUCGUAUUUUAGUUCCAACAUAUGUACUAUAGACAAUAAUUCACAAAUGAUAUGGGUUGUAGUUACAGUUCACAACAAAUAUAUAGUGGUAGUAGGAAAUAAAUGGUCUGUAUACAACUGUCUUGACUGCCCGCUAUAAACGCGGCUCUUCACCGCGUUUAUUUCUCAGCAAGUCACAUUUGUGCCGUAUUUGUGAGAUCAAAAUACACAAAAUUUCCACCGGUAUUUAUGAUAUAUGUGUCAAGUGAGUGAUCAUACGUAUAGUUAGUGUGGAAAGUAAUAUGUACCAGUAGGAAUAAAAAUCCAUAACAAUGGGUGAAACUGAAGAAUUCAACACAUUGACGUUCGAAAAGAAAUUAAUGCAGCUGAAGGACACACAGGAGAGCAUUCAGUCGUUGUCUUCAUGGUGCUUACGGCAGAGAACCCACCACAAAAAAAUUGUGUCAAGUUGGUUGAAUGUAUUGAAAAGGGUGAAGGUUGAACAGAGGCUGGUGUUGUUUUACCUGGCUAACGAUGUUAUACAGUACAGUAAGAGAAAAAACUACGAAUUUGUAGAGAGCUGGGGACUUAAUCUGCAGAAGGCUACACCUUUGGUCAGAGAUGAUAAAGUAAGACCAAAAAUCCUACGCAUAUUUAAAAUAUGGGAACAACGCUCAGUCUAUGAUGAUGAAUUUUUGUCUGACUUGACGGGUCUGCUGAGUGCAGGAGCCACUAAGAAGGCUGAUGAUGAUGCGCUUGAUUUUCAGCCACAACAACUAGUGAACAAGAUUAAACAAUGUGCAGUAUUAGAAGCGGAUACUGAUAUGAGACUGAAAUGCAUUCAUGAUAGCCAUUUGCAAUUGUCCGACGCUGAUGAGUUGUGUGCGAGUUUGAAAGACAGAAGUCAUAAAGAUGAUGUUGAGAAAGAGCUGAACGAGGGUAUAGCUUGCGUGGAGAGGUACACACAGUCGUUGCAGCGGGAGAUAGUGGCCAGGGAAGCUCUGCUGGCAUUGCUGACCUCUGCUACCCAAUACUACUCCACACAGAGGGGCGAGGUCAAAGUUGUCGCUUAUGCGUAUAAGAACUUCGGCGCGCGUGUCCGUUCACUCAAACGCAAGCUGGACGAGCUGAUCCCGUCGCUGCCGCACGCGGCGCCGUCGCCGCCGCAGCGCGACGAGGACGUGCCCUCGCCUGGACCUGACGAAGACCUCGACCUGCCAGCUAAUGAUAAUGAUGAUGAUGAUGGUGAUUUGGCUUACAACAUCGAUCAAACAUUUAACUCGACAUUGGGAGCUGACGGAUCGCUAUACAAUUUGGGGCUGUCAUCGUUUCUCAUGUCCGAGAACCCUAUGGCAUUGUUCACUGAAGCAGUCGAGAACGGCAAUAAUGCAAACAAAAUAGAGGUAAUCAACUCAAGGCCAAGUGAAAAGCAAGACUUUAACAUAACCGAAUUCCUGAAAAAUUUAAUACCCUUUGACAAUAAUACAGCCGCGGACAAUAUUUCAGUAGUGAGCGCGAGCAUAUCGCAGAAGUCUCAAGACACGUUGCCAGGGUUGGACUUGCUGACUCCGGAGAGCACGGGCAACCCCGCGCCCCCCACCUCAUUCUACGGCACUAUGGAGCCCCCUAGCGAAGAUCCGGAACAGGCGUAUAAUCCCGAGAGGAGUAGUGUGUGGAGCGGCAGCACCCUGUGGAACGUAUCUACGGUGGGCGGUGCGCGCGGCGCGUUCGCGGAGGGCCCCGAGUCGCCGCCGCAGAGCGAGCGAGCCGCCUUCGCGCACCACAACAUCAGCGUUCAGGACAUUCCGCCGGUAAGCGACGUGGACCACAGGGGAUUACUGCCGCCUCCACCACCACCACCUGUGUUACCUCUAUUAGGAACAGACAUCGAGGACGUGGACCACAGACUGCUGCCGGCGCUGACGCAGCUGUCGCCCGCCGCCAGCGUGCCGCCGCCCCGACAUACCGUGCAUCAAGAUGUGGACCACAGGAAUCUUAUACCGUUGACGCAGGAGCCGCCUGUAUCCGUCCCCGCGCCGAGACCCAUGAACCCGAAUAAAAUGGACCAGGACUACAGAGUGCCGCCGGUGCCGAUGCCCUCUGACAUUGUGGAGAGCGUCGACAUGGAUCUCUCUGAAGACGAAGAGCAACAUGUCAUGUACGGUCAUCAACAACAGAAUCCGCCUGAAAGGAGGCACAGUUUUAACAACAAUAAAGUUUUAGUCGGCGGCGAUAACGGCAAAACGAACCACACAGACCACAAUCUCAUACGGAAAAACGAGUUGAAAGAACCACCGCACUCCGCACCGGUGGUACCACCCAUGGUGAACCCAUUUGACGCCAUGCCACCAUCGCUGAAGAACUUCAACCCCCCAAUAAACAAAUACCCGCAGAACUACCAAAAACGGGAAUUCGAAACACCUGAAAAGCCCUACAAUGAGAGUCGGCAUGUUAUGGAGAGUCAACCGGCACAACAGAUGGAAUAUUCCAAUGAUAGUGAGUGGCACAAUGCUCAACCUAGGCCGUAUGGGAGUCCUAGAGUCCCCAGGCAUUGGGCACCGAGGACUAAUUACAGGCCACAGUUUUCGCCACAACAGUUUUGGCCCAGAAAUUCCCCGCGGCCAUCGAAUAGAUGGAACGGUCCUAGGCCGCAGAGGUUUUGGUGAUCUGUGUUUUGUUUAGUGGUAUUCAUUUAGAACAAUGUUGGCUUGACAGUUUGUUUAUGUAAUGGUGUUUACAUAACAGCUUGCUGAUUGAUAUUUUGUCAGUGAGUUGUAGCAGUGUGUAAGUAUUUUUUUAAAGAAUGUGAGAUUUGAGUAUUUUAUAUAGAGUAAUUAUUGCGUCUCGUCUUUUUCAUUGUUUCAAUUUACAUAUAUUAUAUAUAUUCUAGUAAUUGAAACGUAAAUAUAUACUUUAAUGUGUUUUGAAUUCUAUUAUAAUAGUAUAAAGGUAUGUUACCUUUCGCACUGUUAAAACUUUAUUGAUGAAAGUUAUUUGUAUCACAAGGUCUGCAUAGAAUGUGACGGAAUUCCGUCAAAUAUACUAGCCACUACAUAUACGAACUGUACGCUGACAUCUAUAGUGUUAAAGACUUUAAGACUUCAGUGAAUUUGUUUUGGACGGCAUCAGACAUGAGAGUCAGUUCCAAGAAUAAAUCUUGAGAAAUAUUUUAUAAAGAGUUAUUACAAAGCGUAAUAAUAUACGCUAUUGUUUAUUUUAUUGCACUGAUUUUGUCAUCGUUUCGAUUGCGCAGUCCGCUCGAAUAUGUCGCAGGAUUUCUUAGUUUUAGGUUAUUUGAGGUAGUUAGUGUAAAAUUGGUUUCACUCUAAAUUUUUUUAUGGUCUAGCAGACUUAGGCCAUAAUUGCAUUAUGGCCAGUUUAAAAAUGGAAAAAACUUUUAAUCCGUGCAUAAUGCCAACAUGGCAAAAGCCAGUCAGAUCAUGACAAUAAUUUACAAGUUAGAUUAUAAAACAUAAAAAUGUGAGUUAGACCGCUUUUGCCCUAACACCUUAUUUAACUGUAAUAAAUUUAAUAUUUUUGCUGUUUCACAAUACUCUUUAUUUUGUAACAAGAAGAACGCAGCUGCAUAUUUUAAGGUAAAAAUAAGGCUUCAAAUUACUGUAUGAUUGUACAUUUAAAGGUAAAUAAAUGCGAUUAAAUGACCAUCUAAGUAAUAAAUACCGAAUCCUUAAACCACGUCGACUGUUCCCUGAGUCACAUAUUCAAUUUAUUAUGUAUACACAGGACUGAAAUUUCGGACUAAUCAUCUAAGAUUACAGUUAGGGAAUAUCAAAGCAUGCGUGUACGCACCAUUAUGUUUGUUUUUUUACACAUAUUGGAGUACUACAGGGCCUCCUUCGAUAUGAUGGUAUAGGGCAGGUUUUAUGUCAUUCGCGGCCUGACCUUGGGAGAUUAAUAAAUUGAAUUUAUAAUUAGUUGUACAGGUGUUAGGUAAAAUGGGAGUUAUCAACAGAUCGAUUCUGAAAAAAUGCUAAAUAAGUAAUAUGAUGGUUGCGAUAACAUUUUAGGGGCCAUCCAUGAAUUACGUCACACUAAUUCCAUGAGUUGAAGCCCCACUAAACCAUUGUCGCGGGCGGGCAUUUUUAAUUAACUCAAACCGUCCCCACUGAUGUGAUGUCAUAUAUUUUGCAGUUAGCCAAAUCUCAGUUCAGUUACUAAUCUCAGUUAGCCAGCUAGUCGUCGAGUUCUAAUACUUUAUAUAUAUUUGACUUUAUGAGACUUACUAAUUUCAGUUAUCUAGCUAGUCAUCCUUUGAUACUGCAACAAGACACACUGGGGCCAUUUCGUAUAUGCCGUUAACUAGUUCGUCUUCCAAGACUUCAAUAAAAGACCCCGAAGCCGUCUCGUAUAUGCAGAGAAAGGCCACCGCGGGCUUGGUACGCCGGUGUAGUGUAUAGGGACUAGGGACUGUUCAAUGCUCGCUUGGAUGAUGCUAUACUAUGAGUUUCGACAUUGGUCCGUAAGACUGGUGAAAGCAACAUGCCUAUGCUAUACACCCUCCCCAAGUAGUGGUAACUAUAACGCGUUUGACCCGCGAGAAAAAGUCCAUUGAUACACGAGCCACGCGUAAUUUGUGGUUGGCCCCUUAUACACAUAGGCCCAUUUCUGCCACUGAUCUACAGAUAAAAAUCAAGACCGUCUAUUAGUUUUGGCACCUAUACAUUUGAAAACAAUAAUUCUCGAUUAUAAUGAAACUUGACAUUUCAUAGGAAAAUAUAUCAGACCGAGUAUUAUGCUUGUAAUAAUUGGGUAAUGAAAAAUUACGUGAUAAUUGUUUAGCAAAAUUAUAUUGUAAAAUGCUUUCCUGUUUAACGUUACAUUAAAUUGUAAGUGAAUAACAUGUUUAAAUAAACUCAAAACUGCACCUGUACCGUUAUUUUAGACUCCUUUUUGUUGGUAUUAAAUUUUUUGGAAUAGGUUUUUUUAUUGUAAUGGAAAUUGUACUCUCAUUAACGAAAUGUUCUGAGUCAAAUCGCUGGGUUCGAAACCUUUUCGAAUAGUAUAAAUCGAUGUAUAUUAAAUUCAUUCCAAUCGGUUUAUACGUAGUAUUUAUAAUCUGAAAUUGUUUAAAUGAUCAAGUGCAGGCGAACUUUUAUUACCAUGAUUUUAUAGUAGUUUUGGGACCAAAACGUUGUUACUUAGAACAAUUUGUAGGAAUAUUUUUCACUCGUUCGAGUUUGAUAAUGAUAGUAACGUCGCGACAAUUCAUUCAUAGUUAUUAAUGGCACCAAUCGUAGUAGUUCGUGAGAUUUAGUUGCAUUACCACGAGUUCUCAUUUAUUAUUCGUAAACAUAAAUUUUAAUGUCUAAAAAAAUAAAAUAUUACAUGGUAUUUUUUUAGACUCUAUGAUUGAUACAGAAUUUAAUAUUUUUUGUUCCAAAACGACUAUAGAAUGACGGUGUAUAUGAAAACAAAACGUGCAUGGAAGGUACCACACAGGGACGGGGCGUCUUCCUUUCUUGCGACUUUUUUAUAUUUGGUUAUAACCUAUAUUUUUCAUGUUGUUAAGGUUUGAUUUUUCAAUCAUCAGAUAACAAUUAUUUGUAGUUUAAUUACAAAAAUAAAAAAAAUACAGUUUAAUACAGGCACAUUUUGAUGUAGCGUUAAAAAAAAGAACCACAUAAUCGUGUUUACCUCUGCUAACAUUGUAGUGAUAUGAACUGAAAUAAUUUAUUUAAUCCCAUAAAGUGUUUAACAAUAUUUGGAAUCCGUUAAUUUUUACUUUGCCACCAGAUUAGAAGCAGUUUCCACCAGAGAAUAACAGGCAAGAUAUUCUAAUGUUUCUCUUUUUAAAAUCAGUUCAAAGGUAUAAAGUAUAGUGCAUAAUACAAAAAAAAAAUAUGUGUCAUAGUAUUUCUUGAGCAGUUAGUUUAUAUACUUGUGAUAUACUACAUUUUUAAUUUUCCAUACGUGUGCUGUGCCGGUCAGAUUUAAUAAUUUGAUUACCUUAAAUUUUACCCAUAUAAUAUUAGAUAUUAUAGUUAUAGAGCUACACAUACACAUACAGCUCGAUUUUCAACAAAGGAUUCGGUAUUUUUCAUUAAUUAAAAUAGUAAAAUUGUCAAUUCAAGUCAAGUCAAUAGUAAAUUGCAGUUAAAUGGUCUGUCAGUUGAAUAGGACAGCUUUUUUUUUACUACCAAAAAUUGUAUUCUACCAUCGUACCACGUACCAGUCGACAUAAUUUCCUAAAAGAAUAAUUAUAACACGAUUAUUUAUCAUUUAGGAACACCAGGAUGCCUUAAAAACAAAUAUUUUACACAUUUUUUUUUGUCAACUGUAAAUAGUCACGCACGCCGAUACCACACAGAACGACUAGCAUCUCUGUCUAACUUAUGUGUAGUAUAAUCUUAUGUUUCAUUUUUCAAAUCUUUGACUCUUUGUUGGAUGAUUUUGUAGAAAUCUGUGAGUGUCGAGCUGUAGCAUGCCUAAAGGCUAAUUUAUACGUAACAAUUAUUGCUAGAAAUAAUAGUUUUUUUUAUCUGUUGAAGAAUGGUAUACGUCACUACAGGCGAAAAUAACCUCGCCAUUGCCUAUGUUCAGACGGGGUAUCUUUUUUAGGCAAUAACUGAUUAUUGCCAACAAUAAUUAGUACGUUUAUGUAAGGCUUAAUUUUACAACUGCCAUUUUAAAAUUACCGUAAAUUGGGGUGGAUUGGCACAGCAAUAGUUAUAACAUGUUGAAUUACAAAGAUAAGUCAAUUAUAUCUGAUUUAUUUAUGUUAGUAAUAAUAAAGUUUAUAGAAAUCGAUUUGUAUAUUUCAUGAUUAUUAUCCGACAAGUUUUGUUGCUAUUGACUGCCUCGGUGGCGUAGUUGUAUUGCACGUUCGGUACAAUAGCACUCUGAGGUCCUGAGUUCGAAUCCCGGGUCGGGCAAAGUGAUAUUUGGGUUUUUCUGCUCAGUAUCAGCCCGGAGUCUGGAAUUUGUGCCCGAUAUGGCGAUAGGCUCGCCCCCUAUCACAUCAUGGGACGGAACAUACUUGGCGAAAAGUGGGUGCCCUAGAUGCGCCUCUGCAUACCCCUUCGGGGAUAAAAUGCGUAAUGUUAUGUUAUGUUAUGUAUGACCCCAUUUUACUGUACAUUGUCGGGUAUCUCUUUUUAGGACUCCCCAUGUGGACCCCACUCCGCUUAACCUUAGGUACAGUGGGGUCGCUUUGCCAUGCUGUGCAAAGUAUGGCGUGUUAAUUCGUGAUUUUUUUAUUAGUUUCACAAAAUGUGGACGUCAAAAACAAUGUCUUAUAACGACUCGAUAAGACCUGUUGUCCUUUGUAUUUUGCAGUUUUUAAGUUCUAGAAGUAAGACUUUUGUGUAAAUAUUGCUCAUAUGUGUAACAUAUAGUUAAAUAAUAGAUUACUAGUCUCGAUGUUUUAUGUAAAGAACUUGACUGUUUUAUAUUUCUUUUAAAUACAUCAUUACCUAUGUUUAGUAUUAGUGUAAUUUUGUGCAAUUUUAGAAGAUGGGUUUCUUAAGAUUUAUAAAUUAAACGUGUCUUCCUAAACUUGUAAAUUUGCUUUAUUUUCUUUGGAUACACACCGUAAUAUAGAUAAGCAAUGACUGCUUGCAUCUUAAUGUAUUGAAGUCUGAACGUCUGUUUGUAAGGCAAAGAGACCUUGAAUUCGAUUCUUACAUACAUUGACCGAGUUUAUAUAGCAGGAAUUAUGAGAACCGGGCGAUUCAUCGAUUCGUCAGAUCCGAGGGACAUAGACUAGGGGUAGUCUUAGCGCGCGUCUGAACUUCUAGCUAGAACAUCAUUGAUAUCAUGCUUUAGCCUUGAAAUAUACAUUUGGAGAUCUAAAAUAUAUAGUCAGAAAAAGGGCCCCCGAGUAGCUAAGACCCUUUUAUAUAUCACACGUUAUACGAAAAUGCAUAGAUUCUGCCAAAAUUAUUUAUUUUUCUCUUAAUUUAAUUUUAGGGAAAUAGGGAAAAAUAUAUGAAAGAAAAUAUUGUAUUAUGUAGAUGUAAAUUUUUCACCACUAUGGCCUUACAUAAAUUGAUUCUGGGUGCAGAGAUAACUUUAAAUUUAGGAGAGAUGAGAAUAAAAAACAAGGUGAAUCUGGAUACGACACAGAACAUAAUGCGUUAAAAAUGAACUUAUUAUUUCGCCAUCUCAGCGUUGCAUUAUGUUUUAAUUAAUAAAUAAACCAACUACAUAAAAAGAUAGUUAAGAUAAUCUUAAAAAUUAGCUUUUAUUCCGAAAUUUUCCAUAAGUAUACAAAUAUUCGAAUUAGUUCGAGUGAAAUAUCAUUAUUGUACAUAGGAAGUAUUGGUUUGCUUAUAACAUUGUAAGAAUUUAUUCCAGUCCAUAAUAAUAGCCGAAAUAUUUAAUAAAGUAUUUUUUCAAAUAUUUUUGGAUAGGCAUAAAAUGUCAAGGAAACAGGAGCAAAUAUGUGUUUCUUUGGAAAACAAUAAUUAAUUCGUAUUAUAUUGAUAUCCAGUACAAUAUUUCCUUAUAUUCAUAUAUUUAUUCUCUGAUACUGCUUUUUUUAUUAUUUUGUCACAUUGCCCCUGUUUCCUCAUAAUAGAAGAUAAAACAGUCAAGUGAUGUGUAUAAAAUAGAAAACCGCUUUGUUUCAUAAGAAAUUGGUUGACAGUAAUAUAAAAAUCACUGCUUCAUUUGCUUAAUAAUAAAUAAUAAUAGUA